AUGAAUGAAAGUGAAUUAAAGACUCAUUUGCAAGAAUUAAACCAAUUUCAAGAAAAUCAUCCCAAAAUUUUCAAAUCAUCAAAUACCAAAAAUGAUGAUUAUUCUCUUAUCAUUCCUCUAUCAUCGACAACUUUUUCACAACUUUCAUCUGCAGAACGACAAGAAUUAUCAAAAAUUUAUUAUAAUCUUGGAACAACCAUUUUAGAUAGUGAUGAUGAUAUUUUUUCAAAAGAAAAUCAUGAUCAAGCUUUAGAUUACUUUAAAGCCUCUACUUAUCUAAAUCCUCUUGCUUUCACAAAUAUCUUAAUAUCCAACGCCUUGGGCGAAAUUUCACGUGAUAAUGAAAUAUUUAUUCAAAUAAUUAAAAAAAUCCCAUUCAAAAUUCCCAAAGAUAUUCGAUUAAUAAAUUCUUCAAAUAAUAAAAUUUCACUUGAUCCAUUAUUAUUUUUAAAAGAUAUCGUAUUAGUUUUAUCACCUGGUACUUAUACUCUUGACGCUUCUAUCAUGGAUCAAACUAUAAUAGUAAUCGGAAUAGGACAUCAGGUGACAAUCAAGAAUGUUACUUGGCAUACAUUUACGGGACAAAACAGUUAUUUAGUUUUAUAUAAUUUAUUUGUGGAAUGUAAUGACGGACAUAAUGUAUUUCUUCAAACAUCAAAAGCUUUUAUAGAUUCUUGUCAAUUUAUCAAAUGUUCAAAAAUUCAGCCACCUAUUUAUACUUCAGGACGAGAAUCAAUUCUUUAUUUAAAUAAUUGUGAAAUAGCUAAUUCACUUGACUCAGGUGGACUUUUAAUUAGUGAAGAUAGUAAAGCCAUUAUAAGAAAUUGUCAUAUUCAUAAUAUUGGAAUGAAUGCUAUAGAAGUUCGAUAUGGAUCAAACGCUGAUAAAGUUAAAUUGGUUAAUAAUAUUAUUAGAGAUAAUAAAUCUGAAGGGAUUUUAAUUGACGGAAAUCAUGAACCACCUGAAUCUGAGGCAUUAAAUAGUAUGGCUAAAACGACUCUUCGUGAUCAUCAACAAAAAUCAUAUAGACCUCCUCCAAUGACUCCUUAUACUCGACCAAAACAAACGACAGUUAUUUUAUGUAAAAAUAAAAUUAUUAAGAAUGGAACAUUUGGUAUUUCCGUCGAUUAUCAAUCAAAUGCGCGAAUGGAAGAUAAUGAAAUUUCUUAUAGUGGAACUUCAGGGUGUAUCAUAAAAGGUGGAGUUGAUUCAUUUCUUUACAAUAAUCGAAUUCAUCAUAAUAGGGCAAAUGGUGUCGAGAUUGGAUUAAAUUAUCAAGGGAAA
Diversispora eburnea is the source of this 1284-nucleotide messenger RNA. The record is from the annotation of a GenBank genome assembly. Lineage: Eukaryota; Fungi; Glomeromycota; Glomeromycetes; Diversisporales; Diversisporaceae.